CACACAGUCACUUGUGCCUCUGCUGAGGACACACAGCACUGAAGGGAAUUCCUUUCCUCUGAUCAGGAGGAGACUUUUCCCUAAUAAACAUUUAAAACUCAAUGAUCUGCACCUGUGUGGAGGCAGACGUGAGCUCUCAGACCUGCAGGUGGCAUUCAUCCCAAGAAACAGGGGAUUCCCUUUGCACGGUCAGCUGCAGUGUAUCAGACUGAUUAUGAUGAAGAGGCUUCUGCUCCUGAGUCUACUCCUCUUGUUGGGUGUCAGAGGUCAAAAUUUAGCACCGUGUCCAAAUCUUUGCUCCUGCCGUGGCAGUCAGGUGGACUGCAGCGGGAGGUCUCUCACCAGCUCCUCACUCCCCACCCGGUUCCCCGAUGGCACCACUGAGCUCCGUCUCCAUAACAACCUGCUGACCUCCCUCCCCAACAACCUGCUGGACUCCCUGACCUCCCUGCGCUCUGUCUCUGUGUACGGCAACCCAUGGGCGUGUGACUGCGGCAUCCUCUACCUGAGAGCCUGGCUGCGGCGCCAGCCUGCCGGCGGCUCGUCACACCAGCACGCCAACUGCAGCUCCCCUCCCAGGCUGAGGGGGAGGCUGGUGGUGGAUCUAACUGAGGAGGAGGUGCUGGAGUCCUGCCACUACUGGUACUGUGACCUGGCUGUGGCCUCGCAGGUGUGUCUGUUUGUGUUUGUGCUGGUGCAAGCGCUGCUGCUGGUGGCCGUCAUCUUUUUCCUGAAGAAGUUUGAGAGGCUGUCCAGGGAGGCGAGGAGAGCCAAAGAGGAGAGCUUCUCUGUCGGGCAGAGCCUGAUGGAAAACGAGUAUGAGCCUGUGAAGGACAGCAGCAUCUGAGACGGAGGAAAGAUGCUCUCUGCUGUGUUUCUCUCAGAUACAAGCGUUUAUUUUAGUGCUUUUGUUGACUUAUGAACUCCAUGUUGCCUUUUCCAAAGGGGGUUGUUGAAUAAGAAACAGCAAUAAGUGAAAGUAGUCUGCUUCUGAAUGCAGUCAGGCAGCUGAUGUGAGGAGAAUUUUUGUUGUUUUUCCAAUUAUAUGCACAAAUUAUUUUUUUAACAUGACUAUUUUUAAAUUCAUUGAUAGAAAAUAAUCAAGUGUGCAAGCUCUUUGAGCUAAUGCGUUCCCAUGAAAUAUUUCGAACUGAUGACUGAACUGUGCCUUGUGAAUAUUAGACCCCUUCACAAAUAUAUUAUUUUAAAUCCACACUGCGCAAAACUGUAUUUGGACCUGUAACAAAACCCCAUGAUAAUUUUAAUAGGUACAUUGUGUUUACAUUUUGUAGCUCAUUAUAACGUAUUUGUUUCUGGAUACUAUUUGGUUUUUAUCAAUA
This is a messenger RNA of Myripristis murdjan (pinecone soldierfish), 1340 nucleotides long. It is a transcript of the gene gp1bb, whose product is annotated as glycoprotein Ib platelet subunit beta. NCBI's taxonomy places the organism in Eukaryota, Metazoa, Chordata, Actinopteri, Holocentriformes, Holocentridae. The record is from RefSeq and is a predicted model, not a curated record. The transcript has 3 exons. Bases 215 to 847 code for a protein of 210 amino acids.